AUGUAUUAUUUUGGUAAUUAAUGUCAGAAUAGUAAUUAACUCCAAAAGUAUAAACACCUACAUAUCCAGAAAAUUAUGACUAAACUUACAUCGCAAAGUUUAAUUAAAAGUUAAAAGUAAUAAAUAUUGAACUUGACCAGGUUAACACAAAUUGCCAGUGGAUGCUAAAAAUUAUGUAAUCAAAAUGGCGACCCCGGCACCGACGAGGACGACGAGCAAAGCAAAAUUAGAAAAAAUUCAACAAAAAUUUAAGAAUUCUGUUGAAAAUGGAAAAUUCUAUGAGGCUAGUCAAAUGUCUAAAACUUUAUUUUAUAGAUAUAAAUCGUUAAAGCAGUAUGAUGUAGCAGAAACAAUACUUUAUGAAAGUAUUCUUACAUUACUCCAACAUGAACAGAUUGAGAGUGCUUUUGAGCUUGCACGAUUGUUGGUGUCAUUAUAUAGGGAAUCAAAACAAGAGAUUACGUCUGAACCUGUUGAUAAAUUAAUAAAAAUUAUAUCGUGUUCGAAACCCUCACAAACAAGAAAAGACUUUAUACAAGAAUCGUUGAACUGGACUGUGCCACUACAUAAACAUGGACAUCCAAGUAUUCAUCUUAUAGUUGCAAAUAAGUAUUGGGAAGAGAAAAACUACCAAUGUGCACGGCAACAUUUUAUAUACACUUCUGAAGGCUCACAGUGCGCAGCAUUUCUAAUCGAAUAUCAUGUUGUGGCAGGCUUCCCUGGUGAAAUCGAUUUGUUUGUCACACAAGCUGUUCUUCAAUACCUAUGUCUUCAAAAUAUCCUGACAGCGAAUACAAUAUUUACUGGCUACACUUUGAAGCAUCCUGGAAUACAACGAAAAACACGACCAUAUAAACAGCCACUACUGAACUUCAUCGCAUUCCUUUUGUUGAUUGUUGAGAAGGGUAACCUAGAACAAUAUACAAUACUAUGUGAACAAUACCAACUGUCAAUUAACCGAGAUCCAACAUAUCCACUGUAUUUGGACAAAAUUGGACAGCUAUUUUUUGGCUUGCCACCACCGAAAAAAGACAAAUCUGGUAUACAAGGAAUGAUAGGUGAUCUUAUGGAUUCGUUAUUAGGGGGAGGCAACACAAGUGACGCUCCCGACAUUGCUAUGGAUAUUAUUUCAGACGACGUGGAUUAGAAUGAUAGCUUUUAAUUUGCAUAGUCGUUUUCUAGUUUAAAAUGUAAUCAACACAGUGUUAUUUAACUAUAUACAUGCUUGAUUGUGUAUUUUGUUAAGUUUAAUUUUUAUGCCUCCAGUUGCAUUCAUAAACCAAAUUGUAAACACAAA
Messenger RNA from Hydractinia symbiolongicarpus, 1297 nucleotides. Its product is annotated as Golgi to ER traffic protein 4 homolog. The transcript is spliced from 10 exons. Gene Ontology annotation, biological process: protein insertion into ER membrane. Gene Ontology annotation, cellular component: cytosol; BAT3 complex. The coding region runs from base 185 to 1147 and encodes 320 amino acids. The record is from RefSeq and is a predicted model, not a curated record. Gene Ontology annotation, molecular function: protein binding. Lineage: Eukaryota; Metazoa; Cnidaria; Hydrozoa; Anthoathecata; Hydractiniidae.